AACUCCCUCACCGUUCCACAUCCUGCUAGAAAAAUGUCCAAACUCACGUUUAUGGGGAAAGAAUAUGAAGUUCAGGAAUUGAAUUCGGAGUUGGUGGGCUUAGCCGCGGAACUUGCGAAGAACGCAAAGAUUCAAGAUCCUCCACCUGCAAAUGAGGACUUGACUCCUGAGGACGAUAAAAAAGUCCAAGAACAAAUAAACGCGAUUACCAAAAUUGGCUUCCCUCGCGUCAUGACAAACGCGUGGUGGAACGCUUUCAUCGCACAACAUUUGCCCGCACUCGUAUCUGCUCUCAAAAACGCAUCCCGAGAAACACAGAAACUUUACGUUUCCAUGCUCAUAGAGAUCCUCUCACUUUUCCCCGAUCCCAAAGAAUCAUCUUACUUUCGUCGAUUUCUUACGAAUUCUGAGCUCUGUAUCGGUCUGCCAACUCUAAUCGCGCGUCACUUCGUUGAAGGUAUCGAGUGGAAGCGGCCCAGCGGUCCAGGUCACAUAUGUACACUCAUCAUCCACACAGUGCAUUGGUGCGACCCCUCCCUUGGUGACGACGGGAAGUGCUCGAUUGAUGCGGAUAUUCGUGCUCGACUUUGCGACAAAACAAAAACGCUCAUUGAUCAGUUGAAAGGAAGGCUCGAGCAGAUGCAGUUGAUAGAAAUCGAGAGAUUGAAUGGUCUUCUUGGGUUUCUCGAUAGCCUACCGGGAGGCCAGUAUGUGCGUUCCACGAGGGAUUACCUAGAAGGACAGGUGGACAUGUGUGAAAGAUGGGAGUGUGGAGAAGAUGAGGCCCCUCUAAGGUGUUCCAAGUGCAGGAGUGCUCGUUAUUGUGGUAAAAAGUGUCAAAACUGGCACUGGAAGAACGGCCACAAGUUGAACUGUUUUGAGUCGACUUUUUAAGUAGUGGAUAUGCAGACUCGUGGCUUGAAGAUCUUUAUGUUUUUUGAAAUAUUGUAUUAUAUCUACCCACCA
Messenger RNA from Marasmius oreades (fairy-ring Marasmius), 966 nucleotides. RefSeq lists its product as uncharacterized. The record is from RefSeq and is a predicted model, not a curated record. NCBI's taxonomy places the organism in Eukaryota, Fungi, Basidiomycota, Agaricomycetes, Agaricales, Marasmiaceae. The transcript has 2 exons. The coding region runs from base 34 to 894 and encodes 286 amino acids.